Messenger RNA from Ctenopharyngodon idella (grass carp), 1385 nucleotides. It is a transcript of the gene alkbh3, whose product is annotated as alkB homolog 3, alpha-ketoglutarate dependent dioxygenase. The record is from RefSeq and is a predicted model, not a curated record. Lineage: Eukaryota; Metazoa; Chordata; Actinopteri; Cypriniformes; Xenocyprididae. Gene Ontology annotation, cellular component: nucleus. Gene Ontology annotation, molecular function: dioxygenase activity. The transcript has 10 exons. Gene Ontology annotation, biological process: DNA alkylation repair; DNA repair. Bases 157 to 990 code for a protein of 277 amino acids.
UCUCAAGGUAGGAAAUAUUUAAUCUGUCAUUGUAGUAACCCGGACACGUUUCGAUGAACACCUGAACUGAUUGUAUACUAUUACACAAAUGUUCAACGCUUUGAAGAAUGAGAUAAAUCGACGCGAAACGAAUGUGUGCUAAGAUUUGAGCUUUUGAUGAGUGAUAAAAGGCAGCGAGCGAGGGUCCAGGGCUCCUGGGCCAAACCUCUUCACAAACCACAACAGCCAACUGCUCAAGAUGCCCAGUCAGGGUCAUGGAAAUACGGACCACGAUCAUUUGAGUUCAGUCAGCCAGCUCCCAUCAGAGAGAUUCCCGCAGAGAAAGUGAUCGAAAAUGCCGGGGACUAUGAGAUUAGUCAGGGGCCUACUGGAGUGUCCCGACUGCGGCUCAUACCAGGGUUUCUACAGCAGGAGGAGGCAGACUGGAUGUUUAGUAAGCUGCUUGCUGAACUGCCCUGGUCACAAAAGACCAAUUAUAGGAUGAUGGGUGAUGCAUAUGAGGAACCCAGACUCACUUGUUGGUAUGGAGAGCUGCCGUAUACAUAUUCACGCUCCACUAUGGAGGCCAAUGCUCAGUGGCAUCCAGUUCUUACCACUCUGCGUCAGGCUGUCGAGCAGAAGAGCGGCCACACGUUUAACUCAUUGCUUUGUAACCUGUACCGGGACGGUAAAGACAGUAUUGGCUGGCACAGUGACAGCGAGCCUUCAUUAGGACCCCAGCCCACCAUCGCCUCUCUGAGUCUGGGUGACACGAGAGUGUUCAGUCUCCGAAAGCAGCCACUUCCUGAGGACAAAGGAGACUACAGCUAUGUGGAGCGCAUACGCAUCCCGCUGACCCACGGGACCCUCCUGCUCAUGGAAGGCUGUACGCAGGAGGACUGGCAGCACCAGGUGGCAAAGGAGUACCAUGACCGCGGGCCUCGGAUAAAUCUCACUUUCCGCACCAUGUACCCGGAGCCAGAGCGUCCCAGGUGGAGAUCUGUGAGAUGAUCGCUGAGAGAAGAGUCAGCAGGUUUGAAGCGAUCUGAAGAGGUCUGUCCCAUUCACAGACUAUACUGUUAAACACAUCCUUUCUGUUCAAUUUAGGUUUGAAGACCUGAACAAUGAUAAACUUGACUGGCAUUAAUGUAUUUUUGUUUACAUAAAUGAUUAUUUUCUCACAGCUAUUGUCCACAAAAUAGCUUUUGUUCCUAGAAAGAAUUACAGGUUUAUUACUUGUUUAUGACGUUUGUUUGGAGAAUAUACGUCAAAUAAAUGGUGCCAAGUGGCCUAUAUUUCAGUUACAGCCCCCAAAGGCUCUUUUUAUAGCUAAAUUGCUGUUUAAAUAUUGCAUGUUCUGCAAUUUUUCAUUUAUAGCUUGUGGUGAAUAAACUUGAAUUACAACA